Messenger RNA from Ectocarpus sp. CCAP 1310/34, 10815 nucleotides. NCBI's taxonomy places the organism in Eukaryota, Phaeophyceae, Ectocarpales, Ectocarpaceae. The record is from the annotation of a GenBank genome assembly.
AUGCAGCGGCUCACCAGUAUCACUGAGCAGCUGAAGCGAAAGGACUGCAAGGAUGUGAUCGGACUCUUGUCCACCCUCACCAAGAAUUCGGCCGACCCAAGCAAGCAAAAGAUUGCGAACCUGUUGCGGAGAUGGAAACAGAUUGACGUGAACGUUACCGAGGCCGCGAAUGAGGCGAAGGACAACGUGAAGUUCCUCUAUACCCUGGAGCGCUUCAUCGAACCCCUGUACAGCGGGACCGCCACGACCAUCAUCGACACACUGCCGGCCCUCAUAAACAGCAUCAAGAUGAUACAUACCAUUGCCAGGUAUUACAACACAACAGAACGAAUGACCGGGCUGUUCGGGAAGAUUACGGACCAGAUGAUCGUAAACUGCAAAGACUGCAUCACGGGGAAGGACAACAUGGACGCUCUCUGGGAAAAGGACCCCCAAGAACUAGUCCGGCAGCUGGAAUCAUGCCUCAAGCUCAACGAGGCCCACCAGGAACAGUACCGUCUGACCAAGACUAAACUGCAGCAGACCCCAAGGGGGAAGCAGUUCGACUUCAGCGAGACGGAAAUAUUUGGAAAAUUCGACCUGUUCUGUCGAAGGGUGAUCAAGCUCAUUGACAUGUUCAGCACCAUCGACCAGUUUAACUCGCUCUCGGAGAACAAGGCAUUCAUCAACCAGAGCUUCGAAAAUAUCACCUCUAUCGAGCACUCCCUGAAGCUUCUGCACAAGUUUCAAUCUAUCCUGCAACGAGAGAGCCUCAAGUCGGACCUCGACUCGAAGCUCAACAUUAUUUUCCAGAACUACGGGAUGGAGCUUGAGCAAGUGCAGCAGCUGUACGAGAAGCAGAAGCACGACCCUCCGAUCUCUCGCAAUCUUCCCCCUGUGGCUGGGAACAUCACCUGGUCCAGGCAUUUGUUGAAGCGCAUCGAAGAACCUAUGAAGCAAUUCGAGAGCAACCAGAAUGUUCUCGCUGGAAAAGAUGCCAAGCGAAUCAUCAAGAUCUACAACAAAGUGGCGCGGACCUUGGUCGCGUUUGAGUACCUCUGGUACCAGGCUUGGGUUCAAAGCAUCGAGCAAGCUAAGGCGGGGCUGCAGGCGACGCUUAUCAUUCGUCAUCCGGACGAUGGCAAGCUGUACGUCAACUUCGACCAGGAGAUUCUUCAGCUCAUCAGAGAGGCCAAGAUUCUCGACCGCAUGGGGAUAGAGAUUCCCGAAUCGGCUAAGAUCGCCUUGUUCCAGGAAGUAAAGUUCAAGAGCUACUACCACGAUCUCCACUGGGCCCUAACCGAGUACGAUCGCGUUGUGACCGAGGUGCACCACGGGCUCCAAAAGCUGGACGAGUUGGUGUCCAACAUCAAUGAUAUUGUCGAGAACAGGAUUGAAAAGAACCUCAAGAUCGUUUCCAAGACUCUCCUCGUCGACCUGCCGGACGACCAGAGCUUCACUGUGCAGGAGUUCGUCGACAUGCAGCGCAAACACAUUGUGACGAGGUCACGGUUGCUCCAGGGCAAAAAUGUUGAAAUCUUGCACGCGGUGGAGGACCUGAUCAAGAUCGUCAGGGCUCAUCCCCUCUAUGACCACCUGGAGACGGUCAGCGAGGAGGAGGUUACCAAGCUCAAGAAGCACUACAAUCACUUCAUCAUGAACAUGCUCAAGAACCGAAUACAGUCCAGGACCGGCGGGACAGGGGUUUUCCUCUUCGUUCAGAAGCCUUUCUUCGAGGUCGAUGUACAGCUGGAGCCUCCGGCAAGGGCUAUCCUCGGCUGCUUCAAGCAGGUCAACGACUGGGACGCGACCAAUCCCACGGAGGGGGCUGGCAUCAUGGCGGCGGUCGGGCAGAAGGCUGUGAGGACUUUCUUCGAACGGAUUACCAAAGACAUCGAGAUCGUCAGAGUCGCACUGCUCCUUACCGGGUGCAUCCAGGGCAUCCGGAAUACGGUAAACGACUACCUCCUGUCCUUCGGCGGCUACGACUGGCUGUGGAAAGACGACAAGGACGAGGCGUACGACGACUUCAUGUCGAAGAACCCGAGUCUUGACCACUAUGAGGCGAAGCUCAAGACCUUCAGCGCCACGGAAGAUGAAAUAGGCGAGAACGACAGCAUGCACAAGACACACACCCCUUUCUUCCGGUUUUUGCCUCUUCACCCCUUCCAAUCCGCUACAUUCCCUUUGACCGGUGUUUGGGAAUGUUCGAAAUCAACAGAUAGGAUAGGUUCGAUUCAUAACAUGGGAGCACUGAGCCUCAAUACUUCUAGCUUGAAGAGCCAGCUGAAGCGGGAAUGCUCCGCUUGGAAGACCAAGUACUGCCAGAAGCUACACCGGCAGGCAAAGGACAGCCUCGAGAGCCUCACGGAGUACAUGCGGGUGACCAUGGGUAAACUGAAGAAGGAGGUGCGAGAUCUGGACGGCCUGCGUUUCAUGAUGAACAUGCUCAAAGAGGUCCGACAGAGAGAGUCUGGCAUCAACAUGGAGAUCAAUCCGAUCAUGAACAUGUAUCAGAUGCUGGAGCAUCACCUUGGCAACUCUUUCAUGGAAAAAGAGGAGAUCGACAAGAAGACCGUCAUUCGUACCAAUUGGAAGAAGCUGAUCAAGCAGGCUGAGUCCCGAGCGGACGAGCUCAGCAAGACUCAGAUAAGCUUCAAGCGAGCGCUCAUCCGCGACAUCCGCGACUUCUCCAAGGACGUUACCAAGUUCCGGGCCGACUUCGUUAGAGACGGACCGAUGGUUCAGGGUAUUCCUCCAAUGGACGCAGUGGAGAGGCUUAACCGCUUCAAGGAAGAGUCCAAGAUUCGCGAAAGGAAGCAUGAGCUCUACACAGGCAAGUGGUGGCUAGCGAGGGGAGAGGAGCUGUUCGCCCUGCCCUUGACGGAGUAUCCCGACCUGGAAAAAACCAGAAAGGAGCUGAAGCUCUCUGACCAGCUGUUCGGUCUUUACGUCGACGUGCUCGAAACACUGGGAGAGUGGAAGCAUGUGCCAUGGACUGAGGUAGUGUCGAACAUCGCCAACAUGACCGACAAGAUGGACAACUUUGCUGCCCGCUGCAAGAAAUUACCGGGCAGACUGAAGCAGUGGGAUGCCUUCACCCAGCUAAGGACCGACAUUGACGACUUCUUGACGGUUUUGCCCCUCCUACAAGAGCUAAGCAAAGACUCAAUUCAGCCUCGUCACUGGGUCGAAGUCAUGGAGGUGACCGGAUCGGAGUUCGAAGUCGGGCCGGAGUUCCGGCUCCAAACCCUGCUGGAAAUUGGAAUGGUCGACAAGAAGGAGGUGGACCUUAGCCUUGACACUAACCCUAGCCGCACCAACGCUGUGGUUGAGCAGUACAUCGAAGAGAUCACGGAGGGGGCGGAUAAGCAGCUCAAAAUCGAGGUUGGGCUCGCGGAGAUCACCGAGAAGUGGGGGGCAGAGUCGUUCGUUUUCAGCGAGUGGAAGGGGAGAGGGAUCAACGUGCUCAAGGGUACAGGCACCAUCGUCGAGGAGCUGGAAGAGGCUCAGAUGAACCUCCAAACGAUGCUCUCGAUGAGGCACGUGACGCCCUUCCGCGAGGAGGCCCAGAACGAGCUACAGGUCCUCAGCGACACGUCGGAUACUCUAGAGCGAUGGCUGAAGGUCCAGAUGAUGUGGUGUUCGUUGGAGUCUGUGUUCACUGGCGGCGACAUUGCCAAGCAGAUGCCCAUGGAGGCAAAGAAAUUCGCCAAGAUUGACAAGGAUUGGGUGAUGUACACGGAGCUGGAGAAGUGUCAAAAGAGCCUGGAGGGUUACCUGGAGCAGAAGAGGAACAAGUUCCCCCGCUUCUACUUCGUCUCCAACCCCGGGCUGUUGGUCAUCCUGUCCCAGGGCAGCGACCCCCUGAGCAUGAACGACCACUACGAGAAGGUGUUCGAUGCCAUCUCGACGAUCAUCGAGAAGAUGAACGGCCAGGGGGCCGGCGCGGAAACGAUUCCUUUCAGCGUGGCCGUCAAGGCUCAGGGUAACAUCGAGGACUGGCUCUGCGACCUCCUGUUCAAGAUGCAGCUGACUAUGAAGGAUUUGACGCGGAUCUGUGCCGCUGACGUCGCCAAUGUCGGCUCGGACAUUUCUCGGCUCCGAGGCUUUGUGGACAGCUCCUACGCGCAGUUCGCCCUUCUCGGCGUCCAGCUCAUGUGGACCACAGACGUGCAGUCGGCGCUAGAGCAGUGCCGACAAAAGAAAAACAUAAUCAAGGAGACCAACCAGAAGCAGCUCGAAGUGCUGAGGGAAAUGUCCAGCUGGUGCUUGCAGGACCUGGGCUCGUCUUCAAACCGUACCAAGGUGGAGACCCUCGUGACAAUCCACGUACACCAGAGGGACGUCAUGAACGACCUCGCAACCCUGCACAGGCACAAGCGCAUCUCAGACGCGAACGAUUUCGAAUGGCUCAAGCAGGCACGCUUCUACUGGAGACCCAAUGCCACCGACGACGUCAAUGACGACGGCGCUUGCGUGAUCGCCAUCACCGACGUCGACUUCAACUACCAGUUCGAGUACCUGGGCUCCAAGGAGCGGCUGGUGGUAACGCCGUUGACCGAUAGGGCGUACAUCACCCUUGCGCAAGCGUUGGGCAUGUACUUCGGCGGUGCCCCGGCAGGACCGGCGGGAACCGGAAAAACAGAGUCUGUCAAAGACCUCGGGCGGGCUCUCGGGAUCUUUGUGGUGGUGACAAACUGCACCGACCAGCAGAAGUACACCGACUGUGCCAAGAUAUUCAAGGGGCUGUGCCAGGGAGGGCUGUGGGGCUGCUUCGACGAGUUCAACCGCAUCCUGCUGCCUGUGCUCUCUGUAGUGGCCCAGCAGGUGUGCCUAUUCUCUCGGUUUGCCCGUACACUGGAUGUGUCGUUCUUGCUUCGCACCACGUCAUCACAUGAGUUGAUCGUCAGUGAUCUUGCUCUUGCUAUUGUUGUGGUCGAAGUUGCAGACGUUGAGUACAAUAGACGGGGAAAGAACAGCGCCAUUGGCGUGAAAACGAGUUACGGCAGUUUUCGUUGCCUGCAGGUGUUGGCGAUCCAAAAUGCCAAGAAGACUGGGAUGCAGUUCUUCCAGUUCCCCGGCGACCCUCAGAACAUCCUCCUCAAGCCCGUCUGUGGGUUCUUCAUUACCAUGAACCCCGGUUACGCUGGACGACAAGAGUUGCCUGAAAAUCUCAAGGCGUUGUUCCGUGGGGUGGCCAUGAUGGUUCCAGACUUCCAGAUCAUCAUGAAGGCAUGGGUUGUGAAGCUCUGUUCCGUUGGGUACGCGGAGUUUGAGAUUCUGUCCCAGAAAUUCUUCGUGCUGUACAACACCUGCAAGGAGCAGCUGUCCGCGCAGAAGCACUACGAUUGGGGGCUCAGGAACAUCCUCGCCGUGCUGCGGACGGCAGGGAAGACGAAGCGCGACAACCCCGACAAAGCGGAGGCAUUCCUCAUGUACCGGACUCUCCGAGACAUGAACCUCAGCAAGCUCGUCGCGCAGGAUGUCCCCCUUUUCUUGUCUCUUCUGGCAGAUCUUUUCCCGUCGACUCCCGCUCCUCCCAAGGGCGAAUACCCCGAGAUUGAGGCUGCUCUUCAGGUUGCCGUGGAAACCGAAAGGUUGGUAUACCACGCAGGCUGGGUAGCGAAGGUUAUUCAGGCGUUUCUUCGUGCCUUUCGCUGUUCCGUACCCCUUGGCGCCCUUUGCCUCGAUCCUCACAAGCUCUACGAGACCACCCUUGUGAGGCACGGUAUCAUGCUCGUGGGACCUACCGGCGGGGGUAAGACCAAGAUCUUCCGCACCCUGCGAAUGGCCCUCGACAAGACCACGGGGAUCACGCAUAAGGACAGCCGCUUUAACCCGAAGGCCAUUCGCGCUCAGGAGAUGUACGGCGAGGUGGACCCCGCCACUGGGGAGUGGAACACGGGUGUUUUCGCCGCCAUGUGGGCCAAGUACAACAAUCGACAGAACGCGUACAACACCUGGAUCAUUGCCGACGGUCCCGUCGACGCGAUCUGGAUCGAAGACCUUAACACCGUGCUCGACGACAACAAGAUCUUGACCCUCGCCAACGGAGACCGCAUGCCCAUGACCGACAAUGUGAAGGCAAUGUUCGAGGUGGAAACCUUGGUAAACGCCUCUCCAGCAACGGUGUCUCGAGCCGGCAUCAUAUUCGUGUCGGACACUGACCUGGACUGGUCACCCGUAGUGGAGGGCUGGAUCUUAAAGCGGCCCGCGGCAGAGCAACCCGUAUUCACCGAACUGUUCUCAAGGUGGAUGGGUGCGAGUGAGCCCACCAACCCCGGGCACUGUAUCGACUUCCUCAACCGCAACACAAACCAGGUCAUGACCGCUAGCCGCGUCGGGGUGACUGCGGGACUGUGCGACCUCAUCACGGGAAUGACCUCCGGGUCUGGCUGCGCCACCCUGGGACCCAACCUCGCCAUCGAGUUGGAGAAGCUCUUCGUCUACUCGCUCAUUUGGUCGGUCGGCGGAUUACUUGAAUUCGAAGACAGGGUUAAGUUCGACCAGUGGAUGCGCGCUCUGGACAUCAACCACGUCAUGCCGGACUUGGAGGAAGGCGAGACCAUUUUCGAGUACUACGUCAAUUUGGGCACCUUCGAAUGGGAGAAGUGGCGCCCCCCUCUGUGGGAGUACCCUUCGACGGAUGUGCUCGAUUUCUCGAACUUGCUCGUGCCCACGAUGGACUCGACGCGUGCCCUGUUCCUCCUGCGGAUGCUUCACAAGCAGAGGAAGGCGGUGCUCAUGGUCGGGGCAGAGGGGACUGCCAAGACGUCGACGGCACUCAUGUUCUUCACUGAGCUGGACCCUGUCAAAACCGCCGUCAAGAGGAUCAACUUUUCGAGCGCAACAACACCGUUCAUGUGCCAAAACUCCAUCGAAGUGGAGCUGGACAAGCGCGGAGGCAAGAACUUUGGUCCUCCCGGUGGCAAGAAGAUGACCAUCUUCAUGGAUGACCUGUCCAUGCCUGAGGUGAACGCGUGGGGUGACCAGCCCACCCUGGAAAUGGUGCGGCUUAUCGUGGAGUGGGGGGGCUUCUGCUUCCUGGACAAGGACAAACGAGGAGACUUCAAGGUGUGUGAGGACUUGCAGUACAUCGCCGCCAUGGGCCACCCAGGCGGCGGCAAGAACGACAUCCCCAACCGCCUCAAGAGAAACUUCUUCAUCUUCAACCUUGUGCUUCCGAGUAUCACGUCAAUCAACGACAUCUACGGACAGAUGUUGAGGGGGAGGUUCAAGGAUGGUGGCUUCGACGCAGAAGUUAUGAAGGUGGUAGGAAACCUCACCCAGGUGACCAUCAGCCUGUGGCGUACAAUGAAGGCCAAGAUGCUCCCGACACCGGCCAAGUUCCACUACCUCUUCAACAUGCGCGACCUAUCCCGAGUUUUCCAGGACAAAGAGUUCUUCGACAAGUACCUGUCUGGUCUAGUCGGAGAGGUGUUCGGCGAGGAACUCAUGGACAAGACCAAGCCGGACUUCUAUAUGGUCAACUUCCUCCGGGACGACGUCCUCGACGAGGAAGGGUCUCUUGUAGAGGAGGCGCCGAAGGUAUACGAACCUGGAGGGCUCUUGACCGACAUCCGUGACCGUGUGAAGGAGUUCAUGGGGAAGCACAACGAGGAGUUCCCGGCCAAGAAGCUUGAAUUGGUGCUGUUCGACGAUGCUCUGAGGCAUCUCCUACGGCUCAACCGUCUUAUCGAGAUGCCGAGGGGUUCGGCCCUCCUCGUCGGCGUCGGCGGGUCGGGAAAGCAGAGUCUCACCCGCCUGGCCAGCUACAUCUCGAGAGCUGUGUGCUUCCAGAUCACCUUGACGAAGACCUACAACAUCAACAGCUUCAUGGAAGACCUCCGGUUCAUGUACAAGAAUGCGGGGCAUUUGCGCAAGCCGACCGUGUUCCUGUUCACAGAGGCGGAGAUCAAGGACGAGGUUUUCCUGGAGGUGAUGAACUCCGUUCUCAUGACUGGUGAGAUCCCCGGAUUAUUCGCGAAAGACGAGAUGAUGGCCAUGACGGCCGAUCUGAGGAACUCCUUCCUGAAGGCACGGCCGGGACAAGAGGAAACAUGGGACAACAUGAAGCAAUACUUCGUGGAUUGCGUGAGAGAUAACUUGCACCUCAUCCUCUGCAUGUCUCCGCUCAACCCUAAGUUCCCUGUCAGGGCGAGGAAAUUCCCCGGUUUGAUCUCGGGCCCAACGAUCGAUUGGUUCUUGCCGUGGCCCGAGGAGGCCUUAGUCGCUGUUUCCCACGGUCUCGUGGCGGAGUUCCCCAUGGACUGCCCUGCCGAUGUCAAGUCACUCCUCAUGACGCACAUGGGUGUGGUUCACCGCAUGGUUACUGAGGUUUGCGACGAAUACUUCACCAAGAUGCGAAGGCAGGUCUACCAGACGCCCAAGUCCUACCUCUCCUUCCUGCAGCUAUAUAAGGCCAUGUACAAGGAGAAAAUUAACGAACUCAAGGAGAAAGAAAUGAGACUCAAUCUCGGGCUGCAGAAGCUCAUUCAGGGCGCCAAGGACGUCGCGGCGAUGAAGAUCGUGCUUGCCGAGGAGCAGAAGAAGCUCGAGGUGGCCACGGCAGAGACAAUGAAGAUGCUCUCCAGCCUAGAGGUGUCUUCCGCGGAGGCUCGCAAGGAGGGAGAUCAGGCAAGGUUAUUGCGGAAUGAGGUGUCUACCAUCAAAACCAAGUGCGAAGACGACGCUCGAAGAAUCGCGGCGGAAAAAGAUUCUUGUAUGAGCGAUUUGGCUAAGGCCCAGCCUUUCGUGGACCAGGCCGACAAAGCCAUCAGCUCGAUCAAGCCUGGGCACAUCCAGGAAGUCAAGAAACUGCCUAACCCUGCGGACGUGAUCAAGAUGGUGUUCGACUGCAUCCUUUUGCUGUUCCAUUCACCGACUCUUCCCGUGAAGUCGUUCAAGCUCAACAUCGCCAAGAAGGAGGUGGAGUUUUUCGAGACCUCUUUCAAGCCCUACGGCCUGUCCUGCAUGUCCAACCCGGCCUUCCUCAACAACGUCAUCGAUUUCGGCAAGUUCGGAAAGGACAAGAUCAACGAGGAGACCAUUGAGUUCCUGGUGGCCAAGAACGCAUCGGCCGCCGCGGAGGGCCUGUGUACCUGGGUAAGGGCGAUGAAAUUCUACCACGAAGCUUCAAAGAUCGUCAAGCCAAAGCUCGAGGCGCUUGCUAUCGCCGAGGGUCAAAUGGACGCCGCCAACAAGGCUUUGAACGCUGCCGAGAUGCGUCUUCAGGCGUGUACAGGGCGACUCCAAGAGCUACAGACCAUGUUCGACAACCAGAUGGCGGAGAAGAAGAGAAUCGAGGACGGAGCCAUGGCCUUGCAGCGCAAGAUGAACCAGGCGUCCACCCUCAUCGGUGGGCUGGCGGGCGAGCGCACGCGUUGGACGGAGGACAGCGAGAAGUCGGCAGACCUGAAGCGGCGUCUGGUCGGGGACUGCGCGCUCGGGUCGGCCUUCGUGUCGUACUGCGGGCCCUUCAACCAGGAGUUCCGACAGUACAUGGUCACCGACAAGUUUACCGCCGAUUUGCAGGUCCGAAAAAUCCCCGUAACUCAGAAUCUCGAUAUCAUCCCGUUCCUGGUGGACAUCGGCACCAUAGGAGACUGGAACAUCCAGGGCCUGCCCACCGACCCGUUGUCCAUUCAAAACGGUAUCCUCGUUACGAGAUCUUCUAGGUAUCCGUUGAUGAUCGACCCUCAAGGACAAGCAGUCAGUUGGAUCCGAAGCAAGGAGUCCUCCAACCUUCCUACGUUCGGAGUGGCCGCCCUGAACGACCCCAAGCUUAGGGAUAAGCUGGAAUUUACCAUGGGUGACGGGAAAGCUUUGAUAAUCUUGGGUGUCGAGCAGGACAUUGACCCCAUGCUCGACCCGGUCAUGGAGAAACAGUUCGUCGUCAAGGGGAAGAAAAUGUCGGUCAACGUGUCCGAUAAGGCCAUGGACUUCGACCCCAGGUUCAUGAUGUACUUCAUCACUCGACUUCCCAACCCCAGCUUUAGCCCUGAGCUUCAGGCAAAGGUCACCCUUGUCGACUUCACGGUUACUCAGAAGGGGCUGGAAGAGCAGCUCCUCGGCCGCGUGAUCGGUAAAGAGCAGAAGGCUCUGGAGGAGCAGCUCAGUGACGUGCUGGAAGAGGUUAAUUCCAAUACCAAGGCGCUGCUUGCCCUGGAUGCUUCUUUGCUGGAACGCUUAACUUCCAACACUGGGAACUUGCUGGAGGAUGAGGAGCUAAUCGGGGUGCUUGCGAACACGAAGGCGAAAGCGGCGGACGUGAACCAGAAGCUAGUUGCCGCGGACGAAACGAAGAAGUCCAUCAACGAAAAGCGAGAGCAGUUCCGACCCGUUGCGACGAGGGGCUCCGUGCUGUACUUCUCCGUAGUAGAGUUGUCGCUGGUCAACGUCAUGUACCAGACGUCCCUCGACCAAUUCUUGGAGAUCUUCAUGGGGUCCAUGGAUAGGGCUGAGAAGGCAUCGUUGGCAUCCAAAAGGGUGACCAACAUUAUCGAGACAAUGACCUACAUGUGCUACCGGUACAUCAACCGGGGCCUGUACGAGAAGGACAAGCUGACGUUUGUGUUGUUGGUGACCAUGAAGAUCCUCAUCACGGCGGCCCUUCUCAAGACAACGGACCUCACCAUCUUCCUCAGGGGAGGGGCCGCGCUCGAUAUCAACUCGGUGAGGAUGGAGGAUACAAUCAAGGCGGUGAGACGAAAGCCUUUCAAUUGGCUGUCCAACGAAGCUUGGCUGAACGUACUGGAGUUGUCCCAGUCGUCCAAGUUCUUCUCCAACCUACCCAAUGACAUGGCGGGCAACGAGUCCAUGUGGCGAAGGUGA